AACCUAAGAAGUUUUGUUCCAGCAUCAUCAGCACUGUGUUGAUUGCAGAGGCCAAAUCGUGCGAUGGCCAGGAAGAGUUAACUGCUGCCUUGAAACAAAGGACUCUCUCUCUUGCUGGUGGCUUUGUGAACGACUGAGGAAUAGUUGAUAAGAUGGAGUUCAACAAGUUUCUGAAUGCAUCAGGGGGACAUCAAAGAAGGCAAGAGGAGGCUUUUGCUGGUGCAGGCAGCAGUGAAGCCAGGGUGGACGAUGAUGUGGAUUUUGUACAAAUGUAUCUUAGCUGUUUACCUGAGAGAUAUAUGAAGGCAAAAUUUACCCUGACAGCAUAUCUGGUGUGUUGGCUAAUCUUGAAACUCUGUAAGACAGCCUGGGAAAAAAGAUAUCCAGCCAUUCAAAAGGCCUCGGAGCCAGUUGACAACUGCACAAGUGAAGGAGAGAUCGAAGAAGAUCAGAAUUCUUCAAACCCAGAUACACCAGAGCUGGAGAUAUGUGGAUCAGGCCAGGAAACAGAUGAAGACUAUUUUGAAACCCAGUCAUAUCAAAGCGAAUCACUGUCAGAUAUCAAAACAGAGACUUAUGAAAGUGUGUCAGACUCGGAGUCCAUUGCCAGUGAUGUCACUAGAGAACCCAAUCUUUCUUCAGAAAUAGAAGAAUCGUGGCAUAAGCAUUCCAAAACAAAAGGAGAUAGGUCUCCUCCCAAGUGUUUCACAAAAGAAUUUGGAUUUAUUCAGAAGGAAAAUGUGGAUUUCCCUUCAGCCUUACAUGUAGCAACAAGCAAACAUGGAUUGGAGUUAUUAGCAUCAGAAUCCAAAAUUGAAGACGUCAAAGGAAAGGAGCAGGUAUUACCUUACAGUAUUACCUCCACGGGGUCAAAGGCUAAUAAAAAUGAUUUUGUGUUACGGACCGAAGCUUUGUUAAAAGUGGGGACAAAAUCUGCAAACAGAGAGGCACACUUCCAUACCCAUUCAGAAGAUCAUAUUAAAGGUGCCAGUAGCAAAGAGAGAAUGAGUCCAGAAGCAGUAACAUUGGUUAAUCUCAGAACAAACUCUGAAAGCGCUUUGAAUAUUUCUGAAACUUGCUGCUCCUGCUCAGAAACAGUUUCCAGAAAGAGUUUGCCUAAUAUUCAUAUAGAAACAAAUGGAACUUGGAAAAGAUAUAAUGAAUCUUCCAAAAUGAGGUAUAAAAAAGAUUGUAUAUUUAAUGCCAAGAAUAGUCAAAAGAAUACUUUUGACAGUGAAAAAAUUGUAGAAACAAAUUUGUAUGGCAGAAAGCAGAAACUCACAGAUUUUAAAUCUAUAUUUUUGGUGCCUUCCACAAAGCCAGGAAAUUUAGCAAUGAAAUCAUGGCAUAGUUCUCCUGGAAAUAUAAAUGGUCAAGAUAUCAGAGAACAUAUUGAAGAUUGCCUUUGUCUAGCAGAUAAAUUAAGCCAAUCGUUUUCCACAUUGCCCCUAAAAGAAUCAGAUCAUGUUCAUGUUAAGGAAAACAUAGAUUGUUCAAAAACAUCCUUAAAAGCGGCAAAGGACACAAAUAUUAAAGAGUUAUUUCUUACUCCUCACUUGAUUUCAAAUAAAAAUGUACAGAAGCAGACAGAAAACUCCCAUGGGACCAACAAAUCCCAGCUUUGUGGCCUUACAACAAAAGGAACAGAAACAUCUGAAUGUCAGUUGUUGGUAUUGUCCCAGCUGCCAAAUUCCUCAGAAAACAAUUCUAAAAAGAAGAAAUUUUCAAAUAUGAGAUGUAUAUCAACACAUGUAACUGCCAAUGUAGAGUUAAAAAAACACCUGAAAUCAAAAAAUCAGCUAGAAAUUAAAGGGUUGUCUCCAAAUCACAUUGGUUCUGAAUCACACAUCUGUGAUGUUCAUGUCUCAGAAAGAUACAUAGAUAAAUGCACUGUGGCAAAUAAAUAUAAUACUUGUGAUGUUCAUGCUUCCAUGAUUAAUGCAGAUGUGAACAAGGAAAGCAAAUGCAUCAAAACUCAAAACCUUGAGGCUGUUUUCAGAGCAUCUGAAGUGAGAAGUAAAUAUGGGCCAAAUAUAGGCCAUGAAAAGGCAGUUGAGAUUCUGACAUCAAAUGGAAAAGAUUUUAGAGAACAAGAACCCAGUACACCCAAUAUAUUAAGAUAUCCUUUGAAUCAUCACAAUGAUAUAGAAAAGGCUUGCAAUUGCAGUAAUUGUGAAGAUGUUGAUGUCCCUGCUUUUAAAGUAGCACUAAUACCACAUUAUAUGUGCCAGAAGGAAAAAUCAGAUAAUAUUUCUGAGUUAAAAGCUUUAUUGAUGGAAAGCCCUGGUCAAGAACCAUUGCAAACAAAUGUUGAAGUUGAGAACUCUUUGCCUAAAUUUACUGAGAUACUAGAGCAUGAGAAUUCAAACUCUCAUCUCAUCACCAUCAUGGAUGCUACAAAAUCAGAAGAAUCUCCAAACAGAAAGUCCAGUUGUACCAAUGACAUGUUUUCUGUGCAGGUGUUGCCAUACAAUGAAGAUGAAUUCCAAGUUAAGAUGGCUCCUGAGAAAAGUUCAGGAAACACACAUUGUGAAACAGAUGCAAACAUGCUGGACUCACUGUCUUUGCCAGGCUCUGCAAAAUCUACGGAAGCUAGUUUGGGGAACAAUACAUCCACAACUAAUUUACUUUUAGAAAGUACUGUGCAAACUUGGAAAGAAGAGGGGUGCCUAGAUAUUUUGUCCUUGGCUCUGCCUGCAGCAAAUAGAGACAUAUCACUAAGAAAACCAUGUCAGUUGAAUAGUGAUUCUGUGUUAGAGACAGUACAAAUAACAAACCAUGAAUCCCAAACUCGUGGCUAUACAGCAAUGGAUGAAUCUAUGACUACAAAUGCAGAACAGGAUGCUUGUGUAAAUAUUGCAAGAACACAGGAAAUAAAUAGUAAAAAUAUAUUGUGCCAAGACAUUGUUGAUGAUGAUGAGACUCAUCUUCAAGGAAAUAAAAACAAUGCUAAGCAAAUUAUUGGGGAGAGAGACUCCAAAAUCUGUGAUGUAAUACAUGAGGAAAUUGCGGUUUCUCUCAAAUCAGAAUCAGAUAAAGUUUUUACAACCGAAAAUUUAAAGUGCAUUAGUAAAAACUAUGACAUGGAUGUGAAUCCAGAUAUCUGUGACACUUCAGUGAAGACUGACACACAAGAUAAUAGCACCAGUGGCCUAGAUAAUAUUAGCAUGGGAAGUGCAAAUAGUGAAGAGAUGGACAAUAAUAUAAUUAACUUUUUGGGUAGUAACAAUAGUUUCUAUAAGGCAGUGCAAAGAAUCAACAAAGUGGGCGCCAUAGAAAAGUCUGUUAAGUAUUCUAAAUUUUUAGCUUUCCCCAAGAUGGCAUCCUUCAGGAAAUCUAAGUUAACAUUUCCUGACAACCAAGAUAAUGUGAAAACUAAGGAAGUAACAUUUGAUAGUGAUAAAGCAGAUGAAGUAGACGAAGUAGAAGAUAAUUGGAAAGACCUCAAUUCAUCCAGUUCUACUUUGCAAAACAAGGAUCAAUGCCUUGUAGAAUAUUCAGAUGACGACGAUUUAUUCUAUGAAAAACCUGUUGGACUUUUCAAUAGAAUUAGUUUGAGAAAAGCUUCUAGUUCUGGUCGGACAGUCUUAGAAAGCGCAGGCACAUAUUCUUCUUCUUCCAUGUUAUCCAGGGUAAAAUAUGGGGAAGGAACAACUUUAGGAUUUGUAGAGAACAACAAUAAUGAGUUUAAUGAGUACCCUGAAGUCCAGAAAUCCUCCCCAGAGAAUGAUUUUAAAUGUAACAAAAACAUAGAUAGCAAAAAAUUCCGGAGCCGAUUGGCCUUGGCCCAUAGAUCCUUCUCAAGCUUUUUUGAAUCAAAAACGCUGGAAAAAGAAAAUGCUCAACAGAGUCCAAAAAUUUCAUUAAAGAAUGAAAAAGUGAAAGUGCACCAAUCUUGGAAAGUUUUUCUAAAAAACAAGGAGGCAGAUAGCCUGAAGCAAAACCCCUGUUCAAAUAGGAGCUCUGGAAACUUUAGUAGAAAAUCAUUGAAGGAAAAAAAGGAGUAUCAAAAUGGACAAGAAUUUUUUAAAUACAGUGUUUCUAAUGGCUCAUCUACAGGAGGUGGGCAUUCCUAUUCCUUUGGGCCUGCUGACUUUCUACCUAUAGACACCAGGAGGAAGAGGAAAGAGUCAUCCUAUAGCCCAGAUUGUAGUGGAAAGGAAAAAAUGGUGGGGAAUGACGGGAAUACCUCCUAUGAAGAAUUCUGGCUGAAAUCUCCAAUUACUCCAAUUGAUCUGCAGUCAUCAUUUUCCCAUUUCACUCCUUCUUGCCCCCAGUUGUCAAUGUAUGAACGUAAAGACAUGCCAUGCAGACCUAUGAGUCCCAAGCCACAAAGUCCUCGAACUGCUCAUCAGCGGAUGGGCUUCCAUUAUCCUGGUAAAUUAAGUUCAACUUCACUGAUAUCUCUUGGAAAUAUCUCUAUUAUCGAUGGCGGUUUGGAAGCACCUGAGAGGCCAAAGACAUUGAAACCCAGAUCUAGUUUCUUGCAGUCCAUGCAUUCAUUAGAUAAUGACUAUUUUAGAGAAGACAGUGGGAUAAGCAGCCAGUCACAGAUCAGCUUAAACACGACUGCUUCAAUGAGUGAUAUAAUCAGAGAUGAGGAACAUUCCCAACAAAGUGAAAUUUCAGCAGAAGAGAGGUCAGGUGAAAAGCAUGGUCUUCCUUACCGAAAAAAGUCUAUUCAGAUGCCAGGGUCUUUGGAUUCAAAUGUAGAAGACAAGGCCUGGAUCCUUCCCUUCUAUAUCCAGAAGGGAAAGAUAAAAAAGCAUGUCCAGCAGAAGAGACACAAAUCCCUAUACAAAUGUUUCAGCUUUGAUGAUACAUGGAUGGAGAGAAAUCGAAAAAGAACCUUUGUGAGAGAGGACCAAUCAGACAGAGAGAACGAAUCAAGUAACUUCUCAGAAGAUCAACUCAAUGUUAAAACAAAAUCGGUUACUUCUCCAGUGGCCACUGAUGCCCUUCCUCUCAAGUUGCACCUCUAUUCCCAGAGCACCCCUACAGGACUAGACUGCAUGGGCUUGAGGCAAAGCAUCUCCUUUCCUGUAAUUGCUGAUGGAUCAUUAGAGAAAACCAGUGAUGACAUUGGGAGUGAAGAGGAUUUAUAUGAAGAAUUCCGAAGUUCAAGUCAUCGUUAUGGCCACCCAGGUGGUGGAGGAGAACAACUUGCUAUUAAUGAGCUUAUCAGUGAUGGUGGUGUGGUCUAUGCAGAAGCACUCUGGGAUCAUGUCACUAUGGAUGACCAAGAACUAGGUUUCAAGGCUGGCGAUGUUGUUGAAGUCAUGGAUGCUACUAACAAAGAAUGGUGGUGGGGCAGGAUAAUGGAGAACGAAGGCUGGUUCCCAGCUAGCUUCAUACGGCUCCGAGUGAACCAGGAUGAACCAAUUGAAGACUAUCCUCUGAAGUUAGAAGACGGUCAGGAAAAAGAUGGAAGAAAUGCUGCUCAUCGCUAUGGAAUGGGGCAUACAACAAAGGAUCAAAUGAGAACCAAUGUUAUUAAUGAAAUUCUAAGCACAGAAAGGGAUUACAUCAAACACCUAAAAGACAUCUGUGAGGGCUACAUAAAACAAUGCCGUAAAAGAGCAGACAUGUUCACAGAAGAGCAGUUGAAGACUAUAUUUGGGAAUAUUGAGGAUAUCUACAAAUGCCAGAAAAAAUUUGUUAAAGCCUUGGAGAAGAAAUUCAACAAAGAUUGCCCUCACCUAAGUGAGGUUGGCUCUUGCUUCUUGGAAUAUCAAAAUGAAUUCCAGAUUUAUUCAGAGUACUGUAACAAUCACCCAAAUGCUUGUAUGGAGCUUUCCCGGCUUACCAAAGUGAACAAAUACGUCUAUUUCUUCGAAGCAUGCCGUCUCCUUCAGAAGAUGAUUGAUAUUUCUCUGGAUGGUUUCCUCCUAACGCCAGUGCAGAAAAUUUGCAAGUAUCCCCUACAGCUUGCAGAACUGCUGAAAUAUACCAAUCCGCAGCAUAGGGAUUUUAAAGAUGUUGAAGCUGCUUUGAAUGCCAUGAAAAAUGUAGCACGGCUCAUCAAUGAAAGGAAGAGGCGUUUGGAAAAUAUAGACAAAAUUGCUCAGUGGCAGAGCUCAAUAGAAGACUGGGAGGGUGAAGAUGUCCUUGUUAAGAGUUCUGAACUCAUCUACUCUGGGGAAUUAACCAAAAUUUCCCAGCCUCAAGCAAAAAGCCAUCAAAGAAUGUUCUUCCUCUUUGAUCACCAACUUGUAUGCUGCAAGAAGGAUCUCCUACGGCGUGACUUCCUCUAUUAUAAGAGUCGGAUCAACAUGGAUCUUAUGGAAAUUCUGGAUGUGGAAGAUGGAAAAGAUAAAGAUUUCAAUAUUACUAUUAAAAAUGCAUUCAAACUGCAUUGCCAGGACACUGAAGAAGUCCAUUUAUUCUGUGCAAAGAAACCAGAACAGAAGCAACGCUGGCUCAAGGCAUUUGAGAAUGAAAGGAAGCAGGUUCAGCUUGACCAGGAAACAGGUUUUUCCAUCACUGAAAUGCAGAAGAAACAAGCUAUGCUUAAUGCCAGCAAACAAAACCAGAGUGGAAAGCCAAAAGCAAUGAUCACCAGGACGUACUACGAUUUCUUGAUGCGCCAGAAACACCCUACUCUGCCUACAAACCUUCCCCAGCAGCAAGUCUUCAUGUUGGCAGAGCCCAAACGCAAACCUUCAAACUUCUGGCAGAAUAUCAGCAGGCUGGCACCAUUUCGAAAAUGAAGGGAAGCAGCCUGACCUUGUGCCUGAAUCCCUUUUGAGACAGCACUUUAAGCUUCUGUCCUUCAAGCCCAAGCACUUUCUCCACCUCUGGCUUAGCAUCCUCUCCUCCCGACUCCUUUCCUUUGGAUCAACUGGAAGAGCUUCAAAGUGUUAUGAUCUUGUUGUGUUUGUGUGCAUGUGUGUAUGUCAGUGAAAACGAACUCAGACUGCCAAUACGGAUGAGUACCUAGGAGAAGACGGAUGUCAGAAUAUUUUUUUAAAAUUACUUAUUUGUCCCUUUUAUUCUGGACCGCCCUUCAAUCUGGGAACUUUUAUUCGAAAAGACUGACAGGAAAAGACAACAGUGGAUGAGCGGCUACCUGAACUUCUCGGCUAUUUGACAUGCUUACUGGUACACAUUUUCCUGAUGAGGUUCUCCCUUCCUCCUAUCCAAAUUUUCAGAUCCAGAACAGCCUGAGCAUUCCCAGGUGAUCAAACGUCACCUUCUCUUAUGUCAAACAGCUGAUCUGGAACCAGUACUUGAUUAACCAACUUGAGGUGCGGCUAAGAGCCAGGACAUUUGUAGCCUAAUUGAGUUAAUGUAUAUAGGGGAGGGAAAUUGAGCCUAAAUAACCUUUUAAUUUCUUUUACUUUCUCAUAGCUCCUGGCCAACAAUACUUUUCUUUUUCAAUGUUUAUAAAAUGUUUAUUUAUGUAACAGUGCAAAUAACUGUAUUUUGUAAGUUUGUAAUCUGUCUUGUCAGGUUUUUAACUUGAUGCCUCUUUUGCCUCUUCUUUUCCACUAAAGAACGCCAGUAUUUGGAAGCCUAAAUCAACCUUCCACAACUUGAUGUCCUCCAAUUGUGUGGAAGUCCCAUUCCAAGAAUUCCAAAAUAGGUGCAGUGAGCUUUUGUGGAUUCUGGGAGUUACAGUCCAAACAGAUCUAGGAGGCUCAAUAUGGAAGAAAGGCUGACCUAUAUUCCUAAAGAUACAAUACGUAGAUUUAUCUAAAGAUUAAUUUCAGGCAUGCCAGGCAUUACAAACUAAGCAGUAUUAUUUGGAACUGUGGUAUAUCACCUAUGCAACACUCUGCAGAGGAGGUGGCGGUGCUUAAGAGAAGACAGGGACACAGAUUUGCCAAUUUUUAUGGAGAGUGUAUAUUCAGAUACUAACCACUUGAAAAUUGAUGGCACUCUCUCUCCAUAUAAUCUUUUGAUUAGAUAAAAGAUUUGCCUUACAAUAGUGAAAUAGAUAGAAGCCAUAACUGACUGAAUCCCAUUGUUUAGGGAUUUCCUGGUACUGUGAAAUUAAAAGUGAAGAACCCAACCUACCCUGGCAUGACAUUACUCCAGGGGAGUGAGCACUCAGCGGUGUGAUGCAAAAUGUUGCAGGGUCCAACUGUAGCUGACCAGCCUUCAGUUAUAGAAAGCUAGAAGCAUGUACAGAAUCAUUAUUGCACUUUCUCUUUCCCUCUUUGGAGGGAUUACAUUUAAUUUCAUAAAGAAAAUUGUAAAACUGACUUUCAUGCAGUGUCUGUUUUUUUUCUUAUGCAGAAAUGUCUUGUAACCCAAUAAGCAUGUCCUUUGUAUUUGAUUAUCCUUAAACGAACAACUACUGGUAAUAGGUUUGCUUGGAGCAAUCAGCAGAGUUUUUAUUUCAUACGAGGUAUAUCCUUGUGUUUAGUGUGUAUCAUUAUGUAUCUCUAGUUCUAUAUUAUGAAAUGGUAGACUACUCGGUUUCAUUCCAGACAAUAUGGGAAAGGGUAUAAUAACAGAAGCAUAUAUCCAGAAUUUCUAGGCAGUCCAAGCUCCUCAUCGUUUACCAUAAAAAUAGUAAUAUAAGGAUAAAUUAACAUCUGGUCAUGCGGAAUAGCAGUCAACUCAAAUAGCAGUCGUGUUAAUUAUGCAGGUCAUUCACCCUUGUGUUAGUAUAUGAAUACAUCAGAUUACAAUUUCAAAAGAUCCACAAUGAUCAGAGAAAGUUGCAAAGAUAACGGCCAAGUAUUUUGUCUUUGAAUAACACUCAAUUAUCACAACCACAUGGACAUAAUAUUGUUUUCUUGGCCAUAAUGCAAAACGUGAAUUACCUCUGUCUUCAAGGGUACCAAUCUACAAUCCUUGAAUUCCUUCCAUACUUUACUCAAAUGAGAAUCGGAUCUGAGAUUUACUAGGUUUUUUUUAACAUUAGCUACCUUCAGACAGGUGCUGUGAGACUUCCACAAAUUGAAUGGCAUGAUUUAACAAUGCUACAAUUUGACAAUUUUUUUUUAAAAAAAGCUACCAUACACACACAGCCAUAAACAUUGUUCUGAGGUUAUCUGGAAAUAGGCCAGAUUUCAGAAUAGUAUUUUUUUUUCAUUUAAAUGGAAAGAAUUUAUUGUGUUUUAUUUGGAUAAUUUUGACUAUUAUAUAAAUGAAUUUGCAAAAUAUCUCUUGCAGGAAAAGGGGAAAAUAUAUACUUCUCUAAUUAGGUAAGAACAUUCAACUGUUCUUCAGAAAUCCUUACCAAAAAUAGGAUAAAGUAUGAAUCAAUAGUUCUCCAUAGUCAGAAAAACGAUCUGAAAAAAAUUGUCUAGAAUGACUUAUUAGAGGCUGAAAUGUAGGAAUUAAUUUGUUUCAGUUGGAAGCAUUUGUCAUAUUUGAAAGCAUCUCAUGACAUCAUGCAAUACUGUAUGAAAUAUAUUACUAGUUUUAGCUUACACCAGAGCAAGCAAGCAACCUAAAUUUGAGAUCCGGUGAUAUUAUGACUGCAAUACAGGCAAGGCUAUAAACUGCUCUACAUAAUCAGAUGUGAAGAAAUGUGAAAUAAAACCAUUAACACAAAGACCAAUUAUUUUUCCUUCCUGCUUAUCUUUCAAAGUCCUGACCAGUGAUCUGACAAGCUUAAGUGCUUUGCCACCUCAAUUUCACCUCAUGUUCUUCUAAAUAGGUGAGUUUAAGCAUUAUUUGCAACAAAUAAGGAGUGUGGCAAAUAUAAUUGGUUCACUCUUACUUGACUUUGAGCAGACUUUGCCUUGAAUUCUAGGUGUCACCACAUUUAAAGGAUUCAGAGAAAUCAGAAGAGAUUCAGUGAAAGAUGAAAUCAAGUCCUAUGAAGAGGCUGAAAGAGCUGGGUGUGUACAGCCUUGAGAAGUUGACAGAGGGAGAUACAGUGGCAUUUUCCUUGUGAGAUGAGCAGCUAUAUCAAUUAGAUAAAAGUCACACUCAAGUGACACGAAAUCUGAAUUCUCAUUAGGAAGUGCAUGGUAUAAAACAGAUUAAGUCACAGAAAGGCAGAUUGUUAGAAAGUUUCCAUUUGACAAGAACCAAUUACCUGGAGGGUGCUGGUUUCUAUUGGGUAUUUCAGUGAGAGUCAAUUGGCUUCUUUCUGGAAUGCCCAAAUUUAAAUCUCUACCCUGAAUAGGCAGUUGAACCUACUGAUCUAAAUGAUUCCUUCCAAUACCAACCCAACUUUCAUUAAACAUGGCAAAAUUACAGCAGUUCUCUCAAAGCAUGUGAAAUUUAAAAUUAAAACAUUUAUUGGCAAGAAAAUUAAAAAAAAUCUGCUAAUCUCUUUAACAUUUUUAUUUCAAUGAAAUGUGCAAAUUGUUUUAAAAUUUUAUGGAUGGUGUUAAGAGAGCAAGUGUGAUGUGAAUCAAACUCUUGUUGCUCAGUAAAUUAGAGGCAGGCAAUGUGAAUUUCUUCAGAUGUUUUAAAUCACAAUUCCCACAAUCCACGUUAAUAGCUUUGCUGGCUGAGACUGAUGGCAAUUGUAAUCCACAAUGUGUAGAAUGUGCCAGAUUGCCUUUCAGGGAUGAAGAGUUUCUAGCACAAUGCAUAUUAAAAAGCCUAAUCAUCAUUUAACAUUAAUUUUGGGGAUUGUAGUUGCAAAAGAAAAACAACAACAAUAAGCAACACAGUCAAUCUUUAUUGAAAACUGAAGUAUUAAUACAUAACAAUUCCUGUUACAUAAACGUGCUUUUAAGAAUUUAACUCUGAGCUCAUCUACUCAUUCGAUUGUAUAAUAAAAAUGAAUUUUACACAAUUGGCUCAGAAUGGAAUUGCCACUCCUAUGUGUUGAUGCAAAAGAUGUGAUGCUUUAAACUUCUGGAAGACAACAUUGACCUAAACUUGGGAAAAAGUACCAAUACAACUGUUUUAAGACAGUUUUUUUUUUAAAAAAAAAAGUUAUAUAAAAAGGAAACCUGUGCCUAUUUCAUAACAACACUAUUACUGGGGCCUCUUGCACUUCUGUUGCAUGCAUUCCACUUUUCACCCCACAAGGGCAGCCAAUAAUAGCACUACAAUAAAAUCCCACUAACAAAUCCAUUCUACUAAAACAAGUUUGUACAGCAGCAAGCUAAAGUGAAACUUCCACAGUUUGCUUGCUAAGUGCUCAAAAGUCAUAUCAGGUUAGCAAAAGUCAUACAGAUACCGAUGACGGAAUUGGAAGUCAAACUGUUCAGACUAUCUUGGUAUGUUAAAUUGAUUCCUGAUAUUGGGAUGCUCAAAUAUUUCCAUGUCAUUUUAGAAAGAGUGCCCGUUUCAUUUAAAAUAGCCACCUCAGUAUCUCAUAAAUACUAAUGUCUUCAGUAGGCUGAAGAGACAAUUCAAGAUUCUGAUAAUACAACCUCUCUCCAGUUACUUGUUGCUUGCUGUCUUUCAAUAUCUACUGAUUGGCAGCUCGAACAAGAAUCAGAUGUUUAAUAUAGAUGCAGCUCCCUUGCCUGCACUGCUGUCUCCCUUUUAUUAUUAUUCCACGUGGAUGAGCUUGUUAGAUAUAUUGAGAAGGAAUGACUACACAGAGGAAAAAGUCAAGAGGAAAGGCCAAGUGCAAACAAACUUUAUGCACAGGUUAAAAACAAAUUGGGGCUCAGUGUUUGCAGGCAGAGACAGAAAGGGAAUGUGGUAAAUUAGCAAACAACCGAAUACAGAAUGCAAUAUUAAACUUCACUGUCAAAAAAUAAUUAUCAAUACCUAUUUUUUCUUGUUCCAGAACAGACCCUUAGUGCUGUUGAGUGUCUGCUUCAUACUAUCAACACAACAAUGCAAUAGAAAGUAGUCGAAAAUGUUUUGCUCCCCUGCAUUUUGACUCAACAAAAUUAACUUACACAACCAAGCAAUACAAAUGCUCAGUAGAAACACAUAGGAACAAGUUUUUCCCUAAUAAAUUCAAAAUUUUCUACUGAAGUUAAAAUUACUUUGCAAUGGUCAUGAAAUAUUAACUAUAUUAUGGAGCCUGUGCCAAGUUUUAGUCAUGACAGAUUAAAAAUUCUGCUCUCACUGGGUUACAUUUCAGGAAUCCAAAUAAAGCAAAAAACCUUCUUCCCUCCAUUAUCUCCAUCGUGGCAUCAAGACAUAUUUCGUGGUAAUGUAUGAGCUUCUCAGAGUAUUUCAAUGUAUGUCUACAGUAAUAUUUUAUUUAUACAUUUAUUACCUCAAUUAAAAAUGGGAUAUUUAGUUUCAUGUCAGUUGGUUAGCAUUAAUACCACUGAUUACAUCUACAAGUUUAUUGGCCAAAUAUAAAGUAUCUGUAGAAUGUGUCUAUUUU
This is a messenger RNA of Thamnophis sirtalis, 12217 nucleotides long. RefSeq names its product Rho guanine nucleotide exchange factor 4 (gene ARHGEF4). Gene Ontology annotation, biological process: intracellular signal transduction. Gene Ontology annotation, molecular function: protein binding; guanyl-nucleotide exchange factor activity. NCBI's taxonomy places the organism in Eukaryota, Metazoa, Chordata, Lepidosauria, Squamata, Natricidae. The record is from RefSeq and is a predicted model, not a curated record.